AUGGAAAACGAAACGGUGGGAUCACCAGGUAUCAACUCUACUGAUUCAACAAAGUCCACUCCUCUGGCCACUUCAUUAUCUCUCAUCGAGCAGGACCUGAAUUUGCAAUCCGCCAAAGCCGAUUAUGCAUUCACACAGGCUACUUUGAAACUUGCUCAAAACAGAAUCCAUGAGUGUCGACUCCGUCUCGCCAUAUGGCUCUCCGAUUGCACUGCCGGGGACGGAACCCUUUCCGCGAUCACGGCAGAAAAGGAACCAGCUCUCUUCGAUGCUCUAGUUAUAGCUCUCAAGAUAAUCAAGGAAGAGUCGGACACGAUUUUAAGAAGCGUACAAGAGAUGGACAAGGAAGCGGAGCAAGCUAUCAGGAAAUAUAUUUCUAAGUAUGAACAAAGUAUCAAACAUGCAUGCGAUAACCUCACCUUUAACCUCUACGAACUCGCUAAGCUUCAGAGUUCGGUCCAGAUGGCCACAGCAAUUCACCUUGAGAAAGGACCCGAAGCGGCACUGUACAAGGCUAUAAAGGAAGUUCAAGAUACGUCACGUAAUCGUUGUCUCAAAAACCACAUCAACUUAACUCGCAAGUUCAAAGUCGGGGCCCAAAUGUGGUCAGUGAAUAGCCCAAAGCUUGGACCUAUAUCCAGUGGCUUCUACAACAACGACAAACUGCGUCUCGAAACAUUCGAUAUUCGUGUCUUACAUCUUCACCGCGGAUCUGGCCAGGACGACAUCAUGUGUACGUUGGAGAAAAAGCUACUGCCUCCGACAGUACUAGCUCCGACCGAAAGACAAAACGAGCGAUCUCAACAACCUGACCUGGACUGCAAGGCGUUGUCGUAUCAGUGGGGCAAUUCUAGGAGGAAUCUGCGCAAGAUCCAGUGCAACGGAGUUGGCUUCAUCGUCACAAGCAAUCUCUACUCUGCCCUGGUUCAUCUUCGUAGCCCGGAUUCCGACAUUACUCUCUGGAUUGACGCCAUCUGCAUCAAUCAGGAAGAUAAUGAGGAGAAAGGCAACCAGGUUCAGAGGAUGGGCGAGAUAUAUCGCCGCUCGAAGUGCACAAUUAUCUGGCUCGGAGAUGGCGGCUUUCUAUCCCGGGCAGCCUUCCGAGCGUGCUGCUUAACGGCGAGAACAUCGGUAGAUCAGGGCGGACCUGAUUCACCGCCUCUGCCAACACUCACACGAUCUUGGGAUCCCCCGCCUAUCUUCCGUCCAUUCCUGAUUCUCCUACUCUUGCGGCGCUCUUACUUCACUCGAACAUGGAUCAUUCAGGAGGUUGCCCUGAGCCAAAGCGUUGAGGUUGUCUGCGGCGACGACAAGAUACCCUGGGGCGACUUUGUCAUUGGGAUCUCUACCGUUCUGGUUCCUGCUUUUGGAAGCAAAGGUACUGCCUGUAUGGGCAAUAUCCUGAUAGCUCGGGCCAUGUUGCCAUGGGCAGCUCGCAGCGGUCGAAACGAUCCAGCCUGGGCUUUUCAGACUAUGAUGCAAGACGCGGUGCCGCAGAACAAGAACAUACUGUCCAUGGCGGCUUUGUUCAGACGCAGUCACGCUACUCAACCUGUCGAUAAACUUUUCGGCCUUCAAGGUCUUUGCGAAGAGAUCCAAAAGGGAAGUACCUACGGCAUUGUGCCAACAUACAAUUGGGACGAUUCAUUCCACACACGCCGUGUCUACAUCAGCACGGGCAGAAUCAUUUUGUCGUCACAAAAUGGUCUGCAGUUAUUUUCAGCCGUUAAUCGGCGGUCGCACGUCAAUUGCUUCCAUAUAGCGAGAGAACAAAGAGUGGAACUACCCACGUGGGUACCAGACUGGAGUGAUACGGGCAACGUAGCUACACCUCUGAGCCUGUUACUGGCCCAGAAUCGCACCUUUGGUUUAGAUCGCGAUGAAGAGUACCACUUCGAGUCACAUCAGCCGAGUUCAGACGAAGACUCACCAAAUAUCUGGCUGUCAGGGCGUUGUUUGGAUGAAAUCUCAGAGUUCGGUGAAGUAUGCAAUACGGAAGAAGCUCAAAGCAGCGUCUGGUUUAGCCUCAGGUUUACCUUCACUAUGUCGGAGUGUCAUCGCCUCGAGGUCCUCAGCAACUGGGAGAGACAAUUCCGCCCUCGUAUGCCGGGAGAUACCUUUUGGCAGAACUUCAUAUCCACCGUGACCUGUGGGUCAAAAAGCAUCUAUGAUGAAGGCAGCAUUAUGCGGUGUCUCGCCAGCUAUCGUUCCAGGAGUGUCCGAAAUCUACCUUCACUAGUCCAGGCAAUCUUUGCAACCCUCUUCAUGCUGCCGCUUGGUAUUACUCCCCAUAUCAGCAAGUACCUAUGGUUUCUGCCCAGCAAGGCCGAUGCUCUGCUCCCUUCGGCUGGAGAUGCCGGCGCCAAUGCUGGUACAGUUGUCAAGGCUGUGCUAGAGCACCCGGAGAAGGCCAAGGGAAAGAUUGUUCCCGUAGGUGCGGAACACAUUCCCGUCACGACCGCUUUGGAGGCGUGGGAGAAGGUGACCGGCAAAAGCGCCAUCUAUGGCGAAGUGUCGGAUGCCCAUUUUGAGAAGACUUUUGGACCCUGGGGGACGGAAAUGGUCAAUCCACUUCGGUUCAGCGAGCAGUUCCCGCGAUGGAACGCCUUGUUCCCAGAGCGAACUGUCACUAUUGACCAGAUUAUUGGAACUGAGGGCGGCCUGGGCUCUAUCAAAAAGAGAGCUGGACUCGAGCAGCUGAUUUCUGGAUAUGAAUGGAAACAAGAUCCAUCUAGGACGCCACCACCGCGACGCGACAGAGAAUCCAUGGAUGCCUGGCUCGCCUUGAAGGGUGGGGCGGGUGAGCCAGUUCCCCCUUCUGCCCCUUUUCCUCUUCUCUUCUACAACACUGAACCCGACAAGAUGCAAAUUCUACAGACGGUGCGCUACUGUGCCCGCCGUGCCUGGGCACAGUUCAAGAGCCUAUGUCUUUCCGUCAGACUUGUCUUUCUUAUCUUAUUGCCUUUCGCAGGUUUCACCAUACUGCUCGGAUUUGUGCAGGGCCUCAUCUUCGGCCCAUGGUACAUGCGGGAUAUGCAACAGAACGCACACCUACUUCUAUCGAAUGUUGUAACAGUCAAGUCAUACGGCUGGUUUGACGGGUCUGGCGGGCCAAGCUGGCUUGACAAGAAACGAGCACCAUUUCACAUACAACAGCUCCACAAUCCUCUCGACUGGCACAAGAAGUUAGGACUUGACCGACCCGAGGGCUGGCAAACUGAAGGUGCCGAGAAUCUAGCAAGUCUAAGAGAUUUGUAUCGUCAGCGAUUUGGUGCCUCUCAAAAGCCUUUGGACCGUUGGAUCUACGCUUCGCCGCAGCCAAACCCCCUGGACGAGAAUGUCGAAUUUGUUGACCCAUGGGAUGAAGCUUUUCUUGAGCUACUUCGUCACAGAGAUGAACAUGAGCUUUUACGCCGAGCCAACUUUCAUUACCUAGCUUGCCCGACGAGCUUCCUAUGCAAUGCUUGGCGGGUGACUGGUCCAGCACUACUUCAUUUCAGCACGCAGCCCCUCCCCGAAAACAGCACCGCAAUUCGGGUACCGCGGGCAAGGAACCGAAAGCCAAUUUAUGAACCUGUAUCUGUCCGAGUGUUUGAGUUGCCGCUGCGGGAACCAGUUAUCCCAGGAGUCUUCCCAAGCUUCUUCGAACAAAUGAGAGUCAUUACAGCAAGUGAUUCAGGAUUCUGGACUUCCAAAGGCACGCACUCGGACUUUGAUCAAAUGAUAAACCAGUGCAAACGAAUAUCCAAGAGACUGGAAAAGGUGUACCCGUGGACAUACGGUGCGCUAGUCAAGGUAGAGGAUAAGUGGACGAAUGUUUGGGCCAUGGAAGAUACAGUGUUAAUCCUCGGCGCUCGACUGGUUUCUACUGCUCUCUCAGCGGUACCGAUUGUACUUGGCACUCGAUUGUGGGAAAAUAUCUCAAGCCGCUACAGGAAUUCCACGAAAGAGAACGAUGGCACAGAUUCUGCCGAAACAGACCCUGUAGCUCAAACACUUCAGUCCUUUCUUGAUAUCUUGGGCGAUGAGCAUAAGGAGAAGUUCAGACAGACCACAAAUGGACGAAAGCUUUUAGAAAGGAUUGAGAGUGGUCUAGCAAACAAAGAGUGGAAGACUGGAGAUGAAAUCUUGGGUGAGAUUGCUGAUGCAAUGGGAGGAGAUAGGAAUGGAAUGGUGAAGGAUCGAUGGUGA
Fusarium falciforme is the source of this 4191-nucleotide messenger RNA. RefSeq lists its product as hypothetical. The record is from RefSeq and is a predicted model, not a curated record. The transcript is spliced from 7 exons. Lineage: Eukaryota; Fungi; Ascomycota; Sordariomycetes; Hypocreales; Nectriaceae. Bases 1 to 4191 code for a protein of 1396 amino acids.